Messenger RNA from Schistosoma spindalis, 913 nucleotides. The record is from the annotation of a GenBank genome assembly. NCBI's taxonomy places the organism in Eukaryota, Metazoa, Platyhelminthes, Trematoda, Strigeidida, Schistosomatidae.
UUUUGUUUUCAUUUUCUGUAUCAUAAAUUGUGAAUCAACUAUUGUCUUGUUUAACUGUCUCACGUCACAUCAUGAUUAAAUUCCGCCAUCCUUAAACUCGCGAUUUUAGUGAACGCACGCGGAUGUCUUUGUGCAGACAGAACUAUCAUGAAGAGUGUGAAGCUGGUGUUAAUAAGCAGAUUAACAUGGAGCUAUAUGCGAGCUAUGUUUAUAUGACCAUGGCUUUUCAUUUUAAUCGUGAUGACGUUGCCCUGAACGGUUUUUAUAAAUUUUUCUUGAAAGAGUCAGAAGAGGAGCGACAACAUGCUAUAAAGUUAAUGACUUAUCAAAACAUGCGAGGUGGUCGGAUUGUGUUGCAAGAUAUAUCGGCGCCUCCUCAACUUUCAUGGACUUCGGGGCUUCAUGCUAUGCAGGAUGCCCUUGAUUUAGAAAAGAAGGUCAAUCAGAAUCUGAUGGAUUUACUGGCUGUUGGUGAAAGACACAGGGAUUCGCAUUUUUGUGAUUUUAUCACAAAUGAAUAUUUGGAAAUCCAGGUACAAUCUAUUAAAAAGCUUUCCGAAUACAUUACUAAUCUUAAUCGUGUGGGCACUGGUCUUGGAGAAUACACAUUCGACAAAGAAACCUUACAUGGCGAGAGUCAAUAAAUUUUUGUAUCAACAGACUAUUCUAAACAGUUUUCCAGCUACAAUGAAUUAUAUUUUGUAUAAUUUAAUGGUUUAUACUAAAUAAUUUAUGUAUUCUAAAGUUAAAUGUAUUAGGAUUUAAAUUGUCUGAAAAAGUCGUUGUGAGUGCCUAAUCUUCCCAUGUACUGAUGUUUAAGGUAUAUGGCGCAUAGGAAAUUGGUAUCCGCAGUAUUCCAUUUUUGAUCCACAACCUACCGUUGACUUUGAAUAUAUAUUUCUCCAUAAAGUAA